CGUUAGGUUGUGUUUGUGUUCCGUGUGCCAUGGACUCAGCCCAGUGAUAUUGACAAUAGAGAGAGAGGGGGGCAGGACCGAGAGCCAGGAGCCCAGAGCCGAGCCAGCGCUGCCCCCUCAGCCCCGGGGACACCCAGGGAAUGUGACUCCCAUCGGCCAGGGAUCGCCAGGUGAAUUGCGGGGACUCUCGGCCAGGAGCGGCUACUGGGGAACGCUGUGAGCUGAGGCCUAGGGCUGCGAGCGACUCCAAAGGAAGGGAAAGCCUUCUUUGCAAACACUGGGCACCAGGGAUCCCCCUCCGCAUCUCUAUCCCCAUCCAGGAGCUCCAAGGUAAUCCACCCCCGCCAAGUAAGGAUAUGUCCUCAGCACCCACCACUCCUCCAUCAGUGGAUAAAGUAGACGGAUUUUCUCGGAAGUCCGUCAGAAAAGCUCGGCAGAAGAGAUCGCAAAGCUCCUCGCAGUUCAGGUCUCAGGGCAAACCGAUCGAGUUAACGCCUCUGCCUCUUCUCAAAGAGGUCCAGACGUCCGAGCAACCCGAGCUGUUCCUCAAGAAGCUCCAGCAGUGCUGCGUGAUUUUUGAUUUCAUGGACACGCUGUCGGACCUUAAAAUGAAAGAAUACAAGCGCUCGACCCUCAACGAACUGGUGGACUACGUCACGAUAAGCCGAGGCUGCCUCACGGAGCAGACGUACCCCGAAGUCGUCAGAAUGGUCUCCUGCAAUAUAUUUCGAACCCUUCCGCCGAGCGACAGCAACGAGUUUGACCCGGAGGAAGACGAACCAACCCUUGAGGCGUCCUGGCCGCAUUUACAGCUUGUAUAUGAAUUUUUCAUACGGUUUUUGGAAAGCCAAGAAUUUCAACCCAGUAUUGCCAAAAAGUACAUAGAUCAAAAAUUUGUAUUACAGCUGUUAGAGCUGUUUGACAGCGAAGACCCCCGCGAGAGGGACUAUUUAAAAACAGUUCUACACAGAAUUUAUGGCAAGUUUCUUGGGCUUAGAGCAUUUAUCCGAAAACAGAUUAACAAUAUUUUUCUACGAUUUGUUUAUGAAACUGAACACUUUAAUGGUGUAGCCGAAUUGCUGGAAAUAUUAGGAAGUAUUAUCAAUGGCUUUGCGUUACCUCUGAAAGCAGAACACAAGCAGUUCCUCGUCAAAGUACUGAUUCCCCUUCACACUGUCCGGAGUUUAUCUCUCUUCCACGCACAGUUGGCAUAUUGUAUAGUACAGUUUCUGGAAAAAGAUCCUUCGCUCACAGAACCAGUUAUUAGAGGGUUGAUGAAAUUCUGGCCAAAAACGUGCAGUCAAAAAGAGGUCAUGUUCCUGGGAGAGUUGGAGGAGAUCCUGGAUGUGAUUGAACCUUCACAAUUUGUUAAAAUCCAGGAGCCCCUUUUCAAGCAGAUUUCCAAGUGCGUGUCAAGCCCCCACUUUCAGGUGGCGGAAAGAGCUCUGUACUACUGGAACAACGAAUACAUCAUGAGUUUGAUAGAAGAGAAUUCCAACGUGAUCCUCCCCAUAAUGUUCGCCAGCCUCUAUAGGAUUUCCAAAGAGCACUGGAACCCGGCUAUCGUGGCGCUCGUCUACAACGUGUUAAAGGCAUUCAUGGAGAUGAACAGCGCCUUGUUCGAUGAACUGACAGCCACUUACAAGUCAGAUCGCCAGCGUGAGAAGAAAAAGGAAAAGGAGCGCGAAGAACUAUGGAAAAAACUAGAAGACUUAGAACUAAAGAGAGGUCUUCAGAGCGACGGCAUCAUCCCAACUUAACAGAGGAACCUCCUGUACCUUUAUCCCUCGGAGUCUCAUUUAUGUAGUAGAAGAUGGAUCAGCAGUUCCUGUAUUGUGCAACUUUACAGUAGAUCACCUUUGUUUCAUUAUUCAGCACUGUAUAUAACUGUCUUAAGUAAAGGAUAACAAAAAAAAAAAAACAGAAAAAAAACAA
Molecule: messenger RNA, 1935 nt
Organism: Spea bombifrons (plains spadefoot toad)
Lineage: Eukaryota; Metazoa; Chordata; Amphibia; Anura; Pelobatidae
Gene: PPP2R5E
Product: protein phosphatase 2 regulatory subunit B'epsilon
Exons: 14
Coding region: 357-1760 (467 amino acids)
Biological process (GO): signal transduction; protein dephosphorylation
Cellular component (GO): protein phosphatase type 2A complex; cytosol; nucleus
Molecular function (GO): protein phosphatase activator activity
Source: RefSeq, a predicted model, not a curated record